Metschnikowia bicuspidata var. bicuspidata NRRL YB-4993 is the source of this 2481-nucleotide messenger RNA. RefSeq lists its product as uncharacterized. The coding region runs from base 1 to 2481 and encodes 826 amino acids. NCBI's taxonomy places the organism in Eukaryota, Fungi, Ascomycota, Pichiomycetes, Serinales, Metschnikowiaceae. The transcript has a single exon. The record is from RefSeq and is a predicted model, not a curated record.
AUGCCCCUUCCAAUAUUUGCAGAUUGGGCUAGCAGUCGAAGAUCUUCAGCCCUUCAUCGACACCAGGAACAGCCCCGCAAUUUCCGUGCACCACAUUCUUGGGAACUGGAUAUUGUAGAUGAUAUGAAUUUACUAUCCGGCACUUUUCCCUCGGAUUUCGACUCUGUGGGGGGAAUGCUUCGUUACCCAGUUGUGUCUUCUCAAGAGAGCAAUUCCGAGGACUCAAGCUCGAGUUCCAGCGAUGAUCUGUCUUUGGAACAAGACACUAAUGAGAGGGUUGAGUUAGAUGCAUCUCGGCGUCGCCACGAAGUGCUUCCAACUAUGAAUUUGACCAGAUCUUCGAGUUUUUUGGCUGCGGCCCAGGAAGAUCGGCUGUCUGACAGCCAUGACUCUCCUAUCCCCAGUGAGUUGAUAGAAGAGGAGAGAGAACUUUUGUCACUUAUGGGCAGACGACGCUUUCCGGCUGCCGGGAUCUUGAGAGGUGAUGCUUUCCGUUUUCCAGAGGUAACAGACAGGCCUUUAGGGAACUCCGAUUUUACUGUGCAGCCAAGGCUACCAUUCAUUACCCGCAGACUUCUCUUAUCCUCUGCCCGCCAAAACACUCGAAAUGAAAACACUCUCAUUGACAUGCAUCAUGAUAACAACACUAUGCAGCCGGGUGGCCCGGGUCUGGUUUCCGAGGCUGUACCCCUUCGACGUCAGAAUGCCAUCCGGCGGUUGACUACGUCUCUGCCUUCAGCUACAUUUAACAAAAAGGCAAGCUCGCUUAAGAAGAUGUUGAAGAAAUUUCUACAGUCUAUCAAAGAACAUGAUCCCGCUUUUGGGACAUCUCCAUUGUUCACAGACAACCAUAUCUGGAACAACAGCCUUUUCCCUAUUUCGCACUACCGCAGCCAACAGAAUGACCCGUAUUCGAUUGAAGACGAUAUGAACUACGUGCUUUUAUGGCAGAAAAGUCGUAAUCGCUGGCAAAAGAAUAUAGUUGUGGAUGACCCCGAACAAGGUGCUUUCCACGAUAUGAGAAUGAAACGAAAAUACGCCCUUGAAACCAGCUCCACCAGGAAGAAGAUGAAAUCCAGGUCUAGUUCAAAUGCUGGCCUGGAAAACAAGAAGUACUCUAGCUUUCGCGACCAUAGAAAUGGUGAUUCCAUAUUCUUGAGCGAAUUGUCAAGAGCUAACAAAAUUCUUAUAUUAAAUGGUCUACUGUCGUCUCUCUUCCGAAGCGGGUCGAAAUUUUCUGUUGGCUUCGAUCCUUUACUGCCUUCGGGCCAUGACGUGUUGGAAAUGGCAAUGACAAACGUAUGCCACGGAGACGCUCAGUUGGAUGGCUUCUUUCAACCUGCAGCUGAUAACGACAACCGCAAUCUAUUUCAUUUGAAGAUUUUUUUGACUAUAUUGAUCGGCAACACCCGAAUGAAUGAUGGUAGACUUCUUCGAGACCUCUUGGAAGUAUUGUUUUGCGCCAUUGCAUCUCCAAAAAUGCUGUCUGAUUCACAAAAAAAACGUUUCAACUUCAGAAUACCUUUCACCGGUGCUUUGAUAAACUUCAAAGAUCAAGACUUGAGGUUCUUACAAGGUGAUAAUGAUGAUGGUAGCGUGACGCAAAGAUCUAGCAAUUCCCGCAUAGGACUACAAAUGGCCGAGUGGUUGAAGAUCAACCCCUUUACACAACUCACAGAGGCAUUUUUCUUGAACAGACUCAAAUUUUCAAUUAACUGUUUAAAGAAUCUACCCGAAAUACCAAAAAAGCAUCAAAAGGCUAUUUUCGAAUUCUGCAAAAAUUUGAUCGAUGAGAGUUGGUUAUUGACGAAAAGCUUUAGCCUGCUUCGUCUGUCCCAAAUCCGAGCAAUAAAGAAUAGUUUCGAAUCUUAUGAACGAAAUUUUGCAGGAGAAUCACGUCAAGUAAAUUUUUCUCGGUCCACGGAAAAUAACUUUAUACGUAAGUGGAACAGCGAGCUUUGCAACAAACUUGGGGAUUUUGCCGGUUGCGCCGACUCCUGUUUGCUAAACUUGCAGCUUAAUUACGUCCUAUUUACGGUGGAGAUUGAUAUACACAAAAGUGUGAGCGCCAUUCUUGAUACGAUUUCAAGAGAUUUGCCCCCUAGCGUUGACAGAGAACUUCUAACGGAGAUUGUUUCCACUCAUCAAAAAGAAAGAGUAGCAAAUGAGAAGAGCCGAACGAUUCUAAUUUGUUCACUCGAUAGAAAAACGGGGCGGCUUGAAUUGCUGAAAGUUGAUUCCGAUGCUGAUUUUAAAAUCCCUGGUGCGCCGCGAAGAUAUUCUGUUGCACAUGACCCUUCAGACUCCUAUGGUGGCACACCAUGGGCUAACUUGAACAAUAGCAACAUUCCACAUGAGGGGACCUCAUUUCCCUAUCCUCCGACUUUCGGUGAAAGAGAUAUUAUGUUUGGAGUCCCAAAACAGGGGAGUGCCGAUGUUACAAAUUGGAAAGAAAAGGACAAUUUCCUGGGUUAUAUAUGA